AUGAGUGAAUUUGUGGAAGAAUAUAUCGAAGGUUUGCUUCCUGUUUUCGAGACAUUAAAAGAUGUUCAGUUAUUAUCACCUACUGAAAUUGAUGCAUUUGUCAAACGUUGCCAGUUCUUCGAAUAUCUUCUUCAAAAGCCUCGGAAAGAUCCAUCGUCGUUCAAAGGAUAUACCGAUUAUUUGGGAUCGAUUAUGAAGCUUGUUCGAAUGCGGCGGAAACGAUUGAAUUACAGGUUGAGAGAAGAUGAAAUUGAAGGCAAAAUCAUCAUCAAAGUUGCCAAUCUGCUGCGACAGUUUGUGAACGAUUUCAGGGGCGGGCAGAGCUUUGGUGAUUUGAUCGGAUUUUUGAAGGAAGAGAAAAUGUAUAUCCGAUGCAGUAAAGCGUAUUUCCGCGCAAUGCAGCUCUUUCCAAGGAAUUCUGCUUUACGAAUUCAAGCGGCUCGAUUUGAAUAUUCAGUCGAACAUAGAAUAGAGUGCGCACGUUGUAUAAUGCAAGAGGGGAUUCGGUUGAAUCCUACAGAAUGCAGUUUAUGGACGAAUUUUGUUCACCUGGAAUUAGAUCAUGUCAAAUGGUUGAUUACUCGAAAGAGUAUAUUAACGGGAAAAGGGUAUCAUUUGCCAUGUACUGAGGAGAAAGAACUGGAAGUGGCAGCUGAAGCGCAGAAAACUCCAGAAAUGAAAGUAAAUAUAAAAGAAAAAAGUGGACAGGAUGCAGUUUUGGGUCUUCGAGUCGUUGAAACAAUCAUUAAAUUUUUCAAUUUAAAUUUUUCAAAUUAA
Messenger RNA from Brugia malayi, 777 nucleotides. RefSeq lists its product as uncharacterized. Gene Ontology annotation, cellular component: small-subunit processome; Pwp2p-containing subcomplex of 90S preribosome. Gene Ontology annotation, molecular function: snoRNA binding; protein binding. The coding region runs from base 1 to 777 and encodes 258 amino acids. The record is from RefSeq and is a predicted model, not a curated record. NCBI's taxonomy places the organism in Eukaryota, Metazoa, Nematoda, Chromadorea, Rhabditida, Onchocercidae. Gene Ontology annotation, biological process: maturation of SSU-rRNA from tricistronic rRNA transcript (SSU-rRNA, 5.8S rRNA, LSU-rRNA). The transcript is spliced from 6 exons.